Colias croceus (clouded yellow) is the source of this 6302-nucleotide messenger RNA. It is a transcript of the gene shep, whose product is annotated as protein alan shepard. Lineage: Eukaryota; Metazoa; Arthropoda; Insecta; Lepidoptera; Pieridae. The transcript has 10 exons. The record is from RefSeq and is a predicted model, not a curated record. Gene Ontology annotation, molecular function: poly(A) binding; poly(U) RNA binding; mRNA 3'-UTR binding. Gene Ontology annotation, cellular component: cytosol; nucleus; ribonucleoprotein complex. Bases 319 to 1668 code for a protein of 449 amino acids.
UCACGGUAUUCAGUCGCCCGUCGACACUCUCGCUGCUUGGACGCGAGAGACGCGAUGCAAGUUGCUUUCCUUUGACGCAUUCAGGCCGUGUGUGUGUGUGACCUCCGUGUUCCGCCGUCUAGACGCGUGUUGUGCUGGAACUGCCCCAGUGCGCGAGGCGAUCGCUGGAGCGGAAGCGUGCAGUGCGAGUGCUAUCAGCUGACCGGCUCGUCCACAGCCUGCGAGCGCACGAGCGGCGGUUGUCGAUCGUCAAGCGGAGCGGUGGGCGCGGUGACGGUCGCGAGCGCGGGCGCGGGCGCGGGCGCGUGCGCGGGGCGCAUGGCGAGCGCGGGCGCGCAGUUCCGCGGGGGGCAGCAGUGGGCGGCGUACGCGCAGCCCUGUCGCUACCCGCCGCCGCAGCAGCAGUACGCUACGGGGCCGUAUACGCCGCACCAGGGUUUAUAUUUGCAGUACACGGGUGCGACGAUGACGAGCGGUUGCGCGGGCGGCACGCGCGUGCCAACCGCCGCGUCUCCCGCCAACACCGCGUCUAGUUCUUCGUCAAAUUCGGCCGGUGGCACGCGGUCAACCAGCCUGAGCACCGCACCGCCACCGCCGGCGUCUUCCACGUCUACCACGGGUGCCUCUGGUGAACAACUGAGCCGUACGAACCUCUACAUUCGAGGCCUUAACCAAAACACCACUGACAAGGAUCUUGUACAAAUGUGCCAAAUGUAUGGCAACAUUAUAUCAACUAAAGCAAUAUUGGAUAAAAAUACAAAUAAAUGUAAAGGUUACGGUUUUGUAGAUUUUGAAACGAUCGCCUCAGCGGAAGCAGCUGUAAAGGGAUUACAGGCCAAAGGUGUCCAGGCCCAGAUGGCUAAAGUGGGUAUCUGGUUCCUGCGUAGACUGAACCGUCAGCAAGAACAAGACCCAACUAAUUUGUACAUGGCGAACUUGCCGCCGCAUUUCAAAGAGAACGACGUGGACCAACUGUUGGCCAAGUUUGGCCAAGUGGUCUCCACCAGGAUUCUCCGCGACACGCACGGGCAUAGCAAAGGGGUUGGUUUCGCAAGGAUGGAGUCUAGGGAGAAAUGCGAGCAAAUCAUCCAGAUGUUCAACGGCAACCCAAUACCGGGUGCCAAGGAGCCCCUGUUAGUGAAAUUCGCAGACGGCGGCAAUAAGAAAAAAGCGUCGUAUAACAAGCAAGACAAUGGCAGAGGGUGGCGGGAUAAUAAUGAUUCUAUACAGGCGAUGAGCGUGAGCGGCGUGUACGCGGGCGGCGUGGCGGGCGCGGGCGGCGACUGCGCGGGCGUGUACCGCGGCAGCGCGAGCGUGUACGGCGUGGCGGCGUUCCACCCGCAGCUGCACCACCACCACGCGGCGCACCCGGCCGCCUGGCUCGCGCCCUACGCCGCGCUCCUCCCGCCCGCGCACCCCGCGCACCACGCGCCGCACCCCGCGCACGCCGCGCACGCCGCGCACAUACCCAUCGACGCUGUGCCUAGCCAAUAUGUAAACUGGGACAGCUUAAGGCCGGAAAACGAAGUAUUCUACUUCGCGUCGCACCCGUACCAGUACUUCGCGGGCCCCACGCCGCCCGUGCUGCAGAUGCCGAUGGACAGCGAGCACGCGUCCACGGCCGCGUCGCCCGACGAGGCCUACCAGCCCUACCCGCCUCCCAAGUAGACCAUAAGCCACGCAACGACCCAUGUACACGAGCCAAAAAUCAAAGCAACUGUGACUUUUUACGAUGUUAAUUUGUUUUAGUUUAAUUUGCGGCCGUUAUAGACUUCAUCGAAAGCUCCGGCCGGCCCGCGACGCCGGCGACUUUAGUUUUAAGCCUAAUUUUACGUGACUCGCCUCGACCGCUCGUUCUCUCGAUGGGCUUCGUCUCCGGCUUUACGCUGAACGUUCGAUUUGCUGUGAUGUUUUGAUGAGGUCUUUUGACGGCUCGGGAGAGGAUUCGAUGUAUAGAGUUAGCUCCAAUUUAAAAUGUGUUUUUACAUUAUAGUUUUAUUAUUGUUUUAUGAAAAAAUUUUAAAUUUAAGAUUUUAGACACAGAUUUUGAACAUGUUGACGCGAUUAUUUAAGAUAGAUAGGUAUUUAUUUUAGCUUAGUACGAUUAAUUGAUUGAAUUUUUUAAAUUUAAAUUUAUUUUGCAAAUUAAAUUUUAAUUUAUUUCUGUGUCAUAUAAUUGUAUUUUAAGAUGAAAAUGAACGAAAUUCAUAUACUGAUCAUUUAUAUCGAACAAUAACGUGCAAUCAGAGAUGAAAUUUUAUACACAUAGUUUUAAAAGAGUUUUCUUUGUAUAAACGAUUAAAUUUAUUUUUAAUUUUAUUUAAAUAAUAAAGCAAUAUCCGGCGUUGAAUGGAGGUGGUGAUUGGAAAAGGUCAUAUCAUAUGGAAUCAAGUAGGCGAGGGAAGUGUCGUUUGUAUGUUAUAGAAAAGUUUUUAGAACUCGUGGAAAUAAAUUUUUAAUAUUUCGAAGAUUUUGAAUCUUCCGUGAAGCGAAUGUAUUUUUAAAAUACAAUCAACGCUUAAUCUAAAGUCGGGAUUCCAACCUUAGAAUGGAGAGUAAUUGAGAUAGAUGUUAUGACCACCACGUGGGAUUAUCGUAAUCGAUGUAAUGAUAUGCUAAUAAUAUGUUCGGCAUGGUGCUUUAGUAAUUUUGUUUGAAAAUGGUACUAAAUCUAUGAAAUAUACAGUAUUAUUUACAUUAGAUCACUCAUACUGGUGCAGUCUUCCAAAAUAAAUUUGACGCAAGUAUUGUACCUAAAUUCGUAUUUCGUUUGUAAAAAAUGUUUAAUGUCUCAAGCAUGGGCCUCUUAGCGUCAUUACCACUUUCCUAGUAGAUUAUAGCGAUGGUAAGGCACAUAUUGGGUAACACGAAGCGAAUUAAGCUUUAUCUCACUUUUAUAAUACAAGCCGAUAACCACACGUAUAACAAGAGUAAUGUAAACAUUGUUGCCAAACCCGAAUACAGACUGAAUUUAUGUAUACCGUAAAACUUCCAAAUAUUUAUUUCUUGAUCCGUGUUUUGAUUCAUAAAUGUUAUUCAUACAAUGAGUAGGUACACCGUACACCGUACACGUACUCCGCGAUAGAUUUUGUACGAUUCGGCGAAUGGGGUGCUAGCUCGGGGCGGGCGUCCCGGUGGAAUGCUAUAGUAACAUUUAGCAAUAAGCAGUUGUAUUUAAAGUCUAUUUAUACAUUUUACGAGUCUAUACAAAUUUUUGUAUGUCAAAAUCAUGUUUGGAACGAAGUGAUCCUUUUUUUGAGAAUCAUGUACUGAAUCAAGUGUAGUUGUUAUUUUAGGCGGUCGGCACAUUCCACUAGUGAACAUAAUAAAUUCCACGAUUGAUUUCCACAUUAUGAGAUGUAAAGGAUUCGAAAUCCGACGCACGAGCGCCUUUUGGUGCGAGCGAACACGUUUUGUACCAUCGCGUAGGUUUUGGGUACACUUUAUGACUUUAUAUGAAAUUUGAUAUUUUUAUAUUGAAUAUAUAUAAAUUAUACAUGGAUAUGUAUACAUGUAUAUACAUUGUUGAUGGGUACGAGUAAAAGCCUACUUACUAUAUAGCCACUGUUUAAUUCUAUUUUGGCACGUCAGAGUUUCAUCAGAACCAAAGUAUACAAAUCAUUAAAAUCGAAUAAGAAGUAGGGAAAUAUUUAUACAACUCAGGGACUGAAGACUAGAUAAAUGUUUGAUAUAUAACUGUAUUAUAACUGAUGGUGAUUAAGAGACGAUCUCUUUGUUCAAAACCUGUGUAACGACUUGAGAUACAGGAACUGACAUUAGAUGAACGGCAGGUUUUGAAUGAAUGUAGUAGAUUUCCAUAAAAUUGUUCUUUCUUUCUGUAAUCCAUGUACUGUUUCUUAGACGUUGUGAUUGGUGCCCACAAAAGCGAUCUCGCGAAGGCAUCUGUAUGUGUUCUAUCGAAUAAAGACAAAUAACCUUCUUUUAACAUCUGAUGACAUAUUAUUAUGAGCAUAAUAAUAUUUAAAAACAUCUGCUCUUAAAUUUAAAAGUAAUUUCUAUGACCUAGUGCCUAUUCAGCAAUCAACCGCUAUUGCCAUUUCAUUCGCACUAUAUCAGUUUCUCUGUUUCUCCCAUUAAUGAGGGUAUUCAAACGAAAACUAGGUAUGAUGCAAGUGAGAUGGUUUGCGAUUGUUGAGUAUUUCAAAACUUCCUUAUUUAACUAUAAUGUUUUAAUCUGCAUCUUUAGCUCUACCUUCCAUUGGUAUUAUGCAAAUGGAAGGUACUUUCUGUUUUAUAUGACAAGCUCACUUUAUUGUAAAAGUCUAAAGGUAGGGCUUUAUUCAAUAGAAUACAUAAAAACAGUACUAUCAUAAAGUUGAAAAAUUUUCGCUCUAUCAUUUAGCUGACUGCCUUUAAUGAUUUACCAACGCUACCAGUUUGAUAAAUUUAAACUCACGAAGGCUAAUGAAGUGAGAUUUUUAUUAGUGUUACAUUCAUAAUACUCCAAAGAUCGCGUUUAUACUCGUAUAAUCGUCGAUCGAGCCAAAUUUUUUGAACUGAUUUAAAACCGCCUUUGAUUCUUGUGAAAGUAAUCCACAGAGUGCAUCGUGCCGCCGUUUCGCGGCGUUUAGAUAAGUGAUUCGAUCACUAGUGUUCAAUGUAUACAGUGGCUUCCUGUAAAAGCAGUCUUCCGAUAGAUAUUCCGCUAAACAUUGCAUUUAAAAUCGAUGUCGUAUUUGUACACUGUAUCCCAAUACUUAUUUCGCGUCAUAGUGGUCUGUAAGAUAGAACCCGUGUCCAUUUUUGUCUUUGUAGUGUCGUAUUUGAGUUCGAGUUAAUCCUAAAAGCACUGAGAGUUAGUCAGAGAUAUUUACGAGUAGGGCGUACAGUAGCAUGCACGAUCCGUAUAGAAUGCCGUCAAAAGCGUUUUGAUUUCAGCACGUUUACGUUAAAGGUUUCUUCCAUUGAGAGCAAUAAAUUAAUUUUUACGGUAGUGCCUUCAGCUUCGUCGAAACAGAUGUGACUACAAUAUACCAGUUGCGUAUGCUUUACGAGAUAUUUUUACAGGUAAUAGAGAACUUACCGUAUUCAUAAAUAUAGGGUAAUUAAAGCUAUGUUUUAAUAUUUUGUAUUGACGAAUAAAACGAAAUAAUGUGGCUGUCAAAUCGUUGCAUUUUCACACAUGGUGUUAGGAUUGAAUUCGGGAGAUAAUUCUUAGAUGUUCCUAGUUACGCUCGCUUCGAUAUUCUUGACAUGUGUGAUAAACGUUACAAUGAGAUAAUGGGUGACGUUAAAUAUUAGUUAGGUAGGUACGUGAGGACAAGCACAAAAACAAGGAACCAAUUCCUGAAUACCAAAACGAUUCAAAUAAAUUAUACAUGUCGAUGAAUUGAAGUAAAUGUUUUAAAUAAGUCAUUUAGUGUUAAGAGAGCGCGCGUUUUGUAAUUGUGAAAAGUGAAACGGGAGGGAUGUCGAAUCGAUGGCUAGAUGUAGCUCUAGGCUUAAAUAGAUAGGUUAGAAUAGCAAAAAAUGUUUCGACGCUAAGCUAGUAUAGCGAUCUAGGUUACUGUGGCACGGUGCGUGAGCAGUCCUUGCGGGCUCUAGGGUAGUUUCCUUGUUAGUUUAUUAAAUAAUUUAAUUUCAAUGGACUGAAGUCGGCACGGAUCGCACUCGCGCCGUGCUUCGCUUAGCAUUAAGGAAGAUCUAAAAAUUAGCGAACACUUUGAAUAAGUUUCCGUUGAACGAGUUUGCUUUCACCUGUUUUGUUAUGUAGUUGACUAAGUGUAAAAGAAAAUUAAAUGAUGAAAAAAAAAAUACCGUGAAGUGUCGAUACGAUCGUAUUUGUCCAAUGUGUAUUAUUAUAGUGUGGUGUUCUACCCGGCAGACUAGUCUAGACAGUAGCAUAGAUAAAGAUUAGUUAGGUAGCUUAGUGAUACGAAAUGCAAAAAAUAAAAAUUUCAUAAAAUGUAAAAAAAAAGAUGAAAUUGUUGGUAAGAAAGAGUAUUUUUAAGGGACAUGUUGCUUCGUUGUGUUAUGAUGUGAGGUUUGGCAUAACUAUAGUAAUAGUGUAUGAAUAAUGAAUUUCUCGCAGAGAAAAGACAUAGAUGAAAGUUAUGUAUCUAUUUUGUUACGAAGUGUUUGCAAGUUUCUAUAAUAUAUGCUAUGAGCAUUUUAUGUGACCCACGUUAUUUAUAGUUAUGCUGAAUGGAAACUAAAAUAAUAUAUAAAAUAAAAGAAAAAUGGUACUAAGAAGCAUGUUUUAUUGUGACGAGUCAUGUUCCUUUGCAUUGAACUUGAUAUUUUGUAAGAGCAAAUGAUUGAAAUAAAACAAGCAAAACCAA